Molecule: messenger RNA, 447 nt
Organism: Serpula lacrymans var. lacrymans S7.9
Lineage: Eukaryota; Fungi; Basidiomycota; Agaricomycetes; Boletales; Serpulaceae
Exons: 6
Coding region: 171-401 (76 amino acids)
Source: RefSeq, a predicted model, not a curated record
UGCGAACGUGAUGGCUCGGGUUUAUUCUUCUUCUCCAAGGAAUGCAAAAUCAAGUGAUACAGGACUGCAGGCAAAAUCAAAGGAGUUCAGGAACCCAAACAGGAACCAGAUACGCUCAAUCUGGGGCUUUGAGUACCGAGAAGCUGUACGGAUGAUGGCAGAGACACGAGAUGCCCAUGCGUCUCCAGAAACGUAUUUCUGCAGCUCAAAAGGCAAGAGCGGUGGCGGCUGUGAAGGAGACAGACGCUGAAAAACAGUCCCCGAAGACGUCCUCUCUACACUAUUCGGACCUGCAGAAUCUGGGGAGUACACGGCAACCAUGGCAAAUGUAUAUAGAUGUGGAUAAAAACGAAUGCAAGAAUGAGAAAUUGAGAACGACUAAAGAUUCAAGACCAGCUUGAGGGGGCUGAACCUGUCGAGCCUUGAAGAUGAUGAGGCCUGCCCGGU